Messenger RNA from Peniophora sp. CBMAI 1063, 498 nucleotides. The record is from the annotation of a GenBank genome assembly. NCBI's taxonomy places the organism in Eukaryota, Fungi, Basidiomycota, Agaricomycetes, Russulales, Peniophoraceae.
AUGCUCCGCGCAUCACUUCAGACAACAUGCAGAGCGACGACCCCGGCAGCGCGCGCUUCUGCCGCUCCUAGGACAUGUCGCGUACUCUCGGCGCGUGCGCUCUCAACAACACCACGACGAAUGGCAGACAUGCCGGAUCGGGACGAGUUCAUGAAGAGGAUAGGCCAGACGGGCGUCUUCAAGCAGAUUCAGGAGAAGAACCCGAAAGCCGCGAGUGCAAUAGCGGACUUGUACGAGGUGUUGAAGGAAUCCGGGAUCGAGUUCAAGCCUAGACAGCUGCCGUCGAAGUUGCAGAUGAUGAAGCUGGCUAUGAAUAGGAGGUUUAUUACUGCGUUUAAGCAGUGCGUGGUGGAGCUGGAGAAGGCGGGGAUUGACUUCAAGUCGGAGGAUGUGAUGGAGAAGGUCAUGACGAACCUUCAUUUGGAACAUGAAGCACAUACGAAAACAGACGAAGCGUUGCGAAAACAGGCGGAGGCGAAGAAGGUUGGGGGUAGCUAG